Molecule: messenger RNA, 825 nt
Organism: Penicillium coprophilum
Lineage: Eukaryota; Fungi; Ascomycota; Eurotiomycetes; Eurotiales; Aspergillaceae
Exons: 3
Coding region: 1-825 (274 amino acids)
Biological process (GO): regulation of DNA-templated transcription
Cellular component (GO): cytoplasm; nucleus
Molecular function (GO): DNA-binding transcription factor activity; protein binding
Source: RefSeq, a predicted model, not a curated record
AUGCCACGCGAAAUGACCGAGAAACGACGAGAGCAGAACAGAAGGGCGCAGCGUUCGUACCGAAACAAUAUGAAGUCCCGGAUUGAAGAGCUCGAACGAGACAAUUCAUUCUUGCUGCAGCAAACCGAGUUCAGCAUUCCAAGUCAAUUCACACGGCCAAUAAUUUCGAGGGGCUCAGGGCUAUCGAGCCGUCAGCCUGAAGAGUGGGAUACAAAUGGAGAAUUGGGCUCUACAGUGCUUGAAAAUAUUUCACUUCAAAACGACUCUCUCUUCAAUCCCGAAAAGCUCGAUUCCACCCCGGUGCAUAAAGAUCCCAAGUUCCAGUCACCAAUCACGAUGGGAGGUGGAAGGGUCUAUUACCAUCCAUAUAUCGACCCAUCCCAUCGCUCGGGCACAUGGGCCGUCAAGUUAAUAAGAGCGCAGAUAAAUGAAGUAAGGAUCAAUCGGCGACCGGGAAGCGCUAGACAUGCAACGAACCCCGAUCUAGAAGAGGCAGCGCACGAGAUAAAGUUGUCACAUACAACCACGAAAUCUUCAGUGACACCUAGUGGGACGACUGCACUUCACCUGGCAGCGGCGUCCAAGAAUGCCCAAUGUGUGGAGAUAUUGCUGGAACAUGGCUUUGACAUCGACUCUCUCGGUAUCAAUGGACGCACGGCUCUAAUGGCUGCUGCUGUUGACAGCUCAGAUGUGAUUCGAACUCUCCUUGACCGAGGCGCUGAUUUAUCGAUAUACGCACCGGAUGGAAAAACAGCGCUAGAAAUUGCAGCGCAUCUGGGUAAACCGAAGGCCCUGACCACCCUACUGAUAGCUUCUACAGUUUAG